AUGGCGGAAGUGAGAGUGAUCCUGUGGAAGCAAGGUGUCACUAUUGUCACGUAUUUAGAAGAUCUCUACAUAGAAGCGAGAUCAAAAGAGCAGUUGCUGAACAGCGUAUCACUUUCUCGGGAAGUAGCAGAGUGUCAGGAGCGUCCUGCACUGAUACAGAACAUUCCUCUGUGUAACAUAGUGGGGAGGUUCCUGUCUACUCGACCAGAUCAGGAGGAGACUGGGAUCUUCUGCACUUACUGUGUGGACUCUCCUGUACCUGCUGCUAAAUCCUGUCUGCUGUGUGAGGCUUUUCUGUGUGAUAAACACCUGAGAGUACACAGCAAGUCAGCAGAACACGUCUUAUGUGAUCCCACCACUGCCCUGGGGAACGGGAAAUGCUCCGUCCAUAAGAAGGUCCUGGAGUAUUACUGCACUGAGGACUCUCUGUGCAUUUGUGUGUCCUGCAGUUUGGCUGGAGAACAUCGGGGACACCAUGUGAAGUCGCUGGAUGAGGCCUCUGAAAAGAAGAAGGAAAAACUAGGAAAUAUUCUGCUGAGAUUGUCCACAAAUAUAGAGGAGGCUGACCAAAGAAUCUAUAGUCUGCAGGAGCGCAGGAGAGAAGAUCAGGAAAAAACAUCCGGUGUAACAGAGAGAGUCACUGUCCUGUUUAGAGACAUCAGGAGACAGCUGGAAGACCUGGAGAAGAGAGUCCUGAGUGAGAUCUCCAGGCAGGAACAGCGCGUUUCACUCCCGGUCUCUGAUCUGAUCCAGCAGCUGGAAAUAAAGAAGGACGAGCUGUCCGGGAAGAUGCAUCACAUUGAGGAACUGUGUAACAUGUCUGAUCCAGUGAUUGUCUUACAGGAACCAGACACAGGGGACUUGUGUGAUACUGAGGACACAGAGAGACAUGAUAACCAGGUCCAUGGUGCAGGAGAUCUGGAUGUGGGUCUCAUCUCAGGGACAUUACACACAUUAUCUGAUAUAAUAACAGGUAUAAAUACAGGGAUCUAUGUGCAGGAAGAUACAGACAUAUUACUGGAUGUAGCCACAGCUAAUAAUAAUAUACAGAUAUCAGGUGACAGGAAAACUGCAUCCAGGUCACAUACUAACCAGAAUCACCCAGUAACACCAGAGAGAUUUCAGGAUUAUCAUCAGGUUUUAGGCAACAGAGGAUUCUCCUCAGGGCGACAUUACUGGGAGGUGGAUGUCAGUAAAUCAUAUAUCUGGAAAUUCACCAUGGGAGUCCCAGAGCCGACCUCUGGUGAGAAGAAACCUAUCAAGAGCACCAACUACAACCAAGCCUCAGGUGGAGGUGUCAGGCUGAGAGAGAACGAGGAGAGUGCCACAAAAUGCCACUCUGUGCCUACUUGUAGGGUCCAGUGGGGUCUUUGGGCAGCCUGCUCUCCUGCUGUGUAG
Pseudophryne corroboree (corroboree frog) is the source of this 1398-nucleotide messenger RNA. Its product is annotated as E3 ubiquitin-protein ligase TRIM39-like. The record is from RefSeq and is a predicted model, not a curated record. The transcript has 3 exons. NCBI's taxonomy places the organism in Eukaryota, Metazoa, Chordata, Amphibia, Anura, Myobatrachidae. The coding region runs from base 1 to 1398 and encodes 465 amino acids. Gene Ontology annotation, molecular function: zinc ion binding.